AUGGCCAGCAAUAGUUCACAGAGUAAUUUUCGCUCUCUACUGAGCACAUUUCGCUCCCCAAAUUGCAGGCCAACACGCCGCCUGGGAACUCUAGAGGCAGAUGGUAGCCCAAAAAAAAGGGGCCAUCGAAACCCACUUCUUCCCAACUAUGCAGAAUCAGGCGACCAACAACAGAUACCCCAUGCGGAAUCUCACAUGGUUGACGAUGAUAUACCCCUAGAUGCCUUUGAUAAAGAGUUACUUUCGCAAUUAGGUCAGGGGGUACCGAUGUAUGAAGUGAAGAAAAUGCCCCAUUCUGAGCCAUUUUCAACUCCUUUACACCGAGGACGCCCCACUGCUUUCAGUAGCUCAAAUACCCUUAUUACACCCCCAUUCCGACCAGUAGCCUCUAGUUCUUCGGAAUUAGAAUCACCUUUGAGCCUCUCCCUCGGUAUUGAAGGCAGUCAUGAAGGAAAACUUCAUGAGAGAGAGUUUGAUGUCCAUAAAAGCCCUCAUUGGCCAUCUGCAAGGGCUGUUGACUCUCCAAACUGUUUUUCACCUUUCCAAAGCCCAGCUAUGGCCAAAUCCCCUGAGAUUCAGUUAAAACAUGCACCGCCGAUGGUACAAGGCAUUAGACUUGUAUCAACCCGUGAACUCCCUGACCGGUUCCGAACUAUUUUCCCUUUCCCUGUCUUUAAUGCAAUCCAAUCCAAAACCUUUUCGAUAAUAUACCAUAGGGUUGAUAAUGUGGUCCUCUCUGCCCCCACGGGCAGCGGGAAAACGGUAAUCAUGGAAUUAGCUAUCUGCAAGCUUGUUUCUGAUCUCAAGGAUACUCGGUUUAAAGCUAUUUAUCUAGCGCCCACUAAAUCGUUAUGCUCGGAACGAUGUCGUGACUGGAGAACAAAAUUUGCCCCUCUGGACCUGCAGUGCGCCGAACUCACUGGAGAUACUGACCAAAUUCAAAUUAGGAAUGUCCAGCAGGCUAGCAUCAUCAUCACAACCCCUGAAAAGUGGGAUAGUAUGACAAGAAAAUGGAAAGAUCAUAUGAGGCUGAUGCAGCUUAUCAAGUUGGUCCUAAUUGAUGAGGUCCAUAUUUUGAAAGAAGUGCGUGGAGCUACUCUGGAGGCUAUAGUGUCUCGAAUGAAGUCAGUAAAUUCGAAUGUCCGGUUCGUGGCCUUAAGUGCAACAGUUCCAAAUUCGGAGGAUAUUGCAAGUUGGUUGGGGAAGGAUCCAACAAAUCAACAUCUCCCAGCUCACAGAGAGCGAUUUGGAGAAGAAUUCCGGCCUGUUAGGCUCCAGAAAUUUGUUUAUGGCUACCAGUCUAAUGGAAAUGAUUUUGCAUUUGACCGAGUUUGUGAAGCCAAACUUCCAGAUAUUCUGGCUAAACAUUCAUCCAAGAAACCAAUCUUAGUUUUCUGUUGUACACGAAACUCAGCCAUUACAACGUCGAAAAAUUUAGCAAAGUUAUGGUCCUCGGCUAAUCCACCUCAGAGGCUAUGGAGGAGCCCUACGAAACCAGUUCAAGUUCAGAAUGCCGAUUUAAGUGGUGUUGUUAUUACUGGGGUUGCAUUCCAUCAUGCAGGUCUUGACACCUCCGAUAGACAUGCGAUUGAGACCGGGUUUCUGAGUGGUCAAAUAAAUGUGAUAUGCUGCACUUCUACUUUGGCCGUUGGCGUAAAUUUACCUUGUCACCUGGUAGUGAUUAAAAACACGGUGUCCUGGCAAGAUGGUGGCUGUAGAGAGUAUGCAGAUCUGGAGAUGAUGCAGAUGCUCGGUAGGGCAGGGCGACCCCAAUUCGACGAUAGUGCUGUUGGGGUUAUUUUAACUCGAAAAGAGAGGGUAGCCCAUUAUGAAAAACUCGUUGCCGGCUCCGAGCCUCUUGAGAGUUGCUUACAUUUAAAUCUUAUAGAUCACCUCAAUGCGGAAAUAGGGCUCGGAACCGUUACAGACAUCGAGUCAGCAAUUAGGUGGCUACUAGGGACCUUCUUUUUUGUCAGACUACAACGAAACCCUACAUAUUACAAACUAAAAGAAGGAGGUAACAGAGCUGACGAAGAGGAAUUGCUACGACGGAUUUGCGAAAACGACUUAGAGCUUCUCCAGGAAAAUGAACUAGUCACUCUCGUGGCACCCCUCAAAUCUACUGAGCUUGGGGAUGCAAUGGCCCGGUACUAUGUAAAGUUCGAUACUAUGAGGCUAUUCUUAUCCCUUCCUCGUAAAGCAAAAAUGUCUGAAAUACUCUCCGUGAUUGCACAAGCCGACGAGUUUCGAGAUAUACGCUUAAAACCAGGUGAAAAAUCACUAUAUAAGGAAAUAAACAAAGGAAAUGGCAUCAAGUUCCCUAUGAAAACAGAUAUUAACCUCUCGGCCCAUAAAAUAACACUCCUCAUCCAAUCAGAAUUGGGUGCGGUAGAAUUUCCAUCCAACGAGCAAUAUCAAAAACACAGACUGUCCUUUCAACAAGAUAAAAGCAUGGUCUUCUCUCAUACAAACCGAAUUAUUCGCUGCAUCAUUGAUUGCCAACUAGCUCGGGGGGAUGCAGUAAGCGCGAGGCAUGCUCUCGAACUAUCUCGAAGCUUAGGAGCAAAGGCUUGGGAUGAUUCAGUAUUACAACUUAAGCAGAUUGAUCAAAUAGGGAUAGUAGCGGUUCGAAAGCUUGCCAGUGCUGGUAUCACAAAUAUGGAGCAGCUGGAGGCAGCAGAACCGCUGCGUAUAGAAACCCUACUGUCAAGAAAUCCUCCAUUUGGGAUGAAAUUACUUGCACGGGUGGCUGACUUUCCAAAGCCAAGAGUCUCCUUAAAAGAAGUUGGAAAAGACAUCAAACCCGGGAAAGCCCAUCGGGUUAAAUUUAGCGCGGAUAUUGGGUUUCUCAAUGAAAAAGUCCCUCUCUUUUUCCAGAAGCGGCAAAUUUAUGUAUGCUUUCUAGCAGAGGUCUCGGAUGGCCGCAUCAUCGAUUUUCGUCGUAUCCACUGGGACCAUGAGACAAGCAGAACUCCAGCUCACCCUCCCCAGGUCACUAUUCGCAUCAUGGGUUCUGAGAAAGUUGAUUUUGCUCCACCAGAAACCUUACUUCAACAGGAGGACCUUGAUAAUUUUAGUGACAAUCCACUUAAUUAUAGUGAUUUUAUUCCAGAAGUGACAAUUGGAUCCAUCCAGCGGUCUAUAUCCGCUAAGGUAAAAAAGACAAUAAGUAGGGGUAACAGCUCUGUGGCUUCUGAACCCGUACAGCUUGAUAAUGGGAAAUGGGCAUGUUAUCAUCGAUGCAAGGACAAAACAACGUGCAAACAUCUCUGUUGCAGAGAGGGUACUGAUCGUCCGCCGAAACUAAAUAAAAAGCAACUCACAGAGAUAUCUAGUCAAAAAACCCAGCCAGGUCAUGCUAGUCAGCCGCAUUCUAGGAUAGCCAAAGACAACAUCAAGCUAGAGCGCCAUGUUGAGAUAAUUGACCUUACGAAGCCGGAGUCAACUAAGGCCAAGGGAAUUUUGCAUAAGGAAGAGACAAGGAAUCCGUCAAGUAAACGUAGGGGUAGGAAUGCAACCCCUACGCCACAUAAUUCAUGCAAACGAAGAACUUGUUCUCCGCUCUCAGAUGACACAGUCGACCCACUACAACUCCCCUUUCCCGCGAGAAAAACGAGCACAACAAACCAUAACUUGUUAACAGUGGAUGGAUUCGGAGAUUUCGAAUCACUUAUGGGGGAUUUUGAGAGUUUUUCAUCAGAGGAUGAUUUUUCCGCUGAGAAAAGAAGAAGUCAGGGUUCUACCUGUGCCACAACAACCAAUGACAUGAUUUUUGAGGAAUUGGGGGACCUCUACGUGGAAGAGGAUACCAUGAGUUCUAAUGGCAUUGACUAUAACAGUUACCUGAACCACAAUCAUACAAAAAGGAGGAUGACCCCUAGUGAUAUCAUACCCUCCGAGAAGCUAGGGAAUAAACCGUGCAUUUCCUCCUUCCAAGGAAAUAGUCACGAGGAAAUUCCAGAAUCUAUACCCCAGAAUAUUAAAAGGAAGCUACUAUCUUUGCCCGCCAACUUAUCGCGGUGUGAUACAGAUAUAUCUUCUGUUGGCCAUAGGGAAGAAAACUGUUUUUCUUCUACUGCAGAGUCUUCUGUGACUGAGAAACGAAUAUUUGACCAUAGAACAUCUAGUGGGAAAGGAAAUCAAGAUGUCUUUCUAUGGACACCAUCUAAGAGGAGAAAGUCCGAUCCAGCUAUUACCCAAGCAUCUAUGCUUAAGGAGACUACUACUUACAAUUUCCAACGAAAACCAAAUAACCCACGAGCUAAAAACACUGAAGAGAAAAUCGACCCUUUACUACUUCAAGAAUUUGGGGCUGUUGCUGAAUUUUACUAG
Microsporum canis CBS 113480 is the source of this 4332-nucleotide messenger RNA. Its product is annotated as ATP-dependent DNA helicase MER3. The coding region runs from base 1 to 4332 and encodes 1443 amino acids. Gene Ontology annotation, molecular function: ATP binding; nucleic acid binding. The transcript is spliced from 11 exons. NCBI's taxonomy places the organism in Eukaryota, Fungi, Ascomycota, Eurotiomycetes, Onygenales, Arthrodermataceae. The record is from RefSeq and is a predicted model, not a curated record.